Messenger RNA from Solea senegalensis (Senegalese sole), 810 nucleotides. Its product is annotated as axonemal dynein light intermediate polypeptide 1-like. Lineage: Eukaryota; Metazoa; Chordata; Actinopteri; Pleuronectiformes; Soleidae. The record is from RefSeq and is a predicted model, not a curated record. The transcript has a single exon. Gene Ontology annotation, molecular function: dynein heavy chain binding. Bases 1 to 810 code for a protein of 269 amino acids. Gene Ontology annotation, cellular component: axoneme.
AUGAAUCCGCCCGACGAAUCCAUGAGUCUCCUGAGGUAUGACAUGCCAAUUAUGGUCAGCACAGACCACGCAGAUUUAGCACAGGUUUGCUAUCCUAGUGGGAGCGCUGACCCGCAGCCUUCGACGUCUCGGCGUUUUCCGUCACCUACUAAAGGUAAGGCAGAAACCAGCAGUCAGCAGAAAGCUGAGGAAAUCCUGAACACCAUGUUUCCACCCAAGAAAUGGUUCAAGGACGACAAAUUAUGGGUGCAGCAGGUGUCCCAUACACCUUGUAGAAGACUAGAUGUGGUGGACCUGGAGGAAAUCUUUGCCCAAAGGCUUACGGAACAGCAGGCCAGAAAAAGAGGCAUCUGCCCUAUUCGGAUGGAGAUCUACUCCCAGUGCUUUGACGAGCUACUUAGACAGGUGACUCUUGACUGUCCUGAGAGGGGACAACUCCUGGCACGUGUCAGAGAGGAGAUUAACAUGACAGUCGCUGCCUAUCAAACCCUGUUUGAAAACAGCAUCAUUUACGGCAUCAGGAAAGCACGCGAGGCUGAGCAGUGUGCCACUGACCAAAAGAAAAAUAUUACUGCAAUGGAGGCCGAGAUUCGCGACCUGAAGACGCAACUGAGCGAACAGAAAACCAAAUAUGAAGCGUAUGAAAAGGUUGAGAAUCAAAAACAGCAGCAGAUGGAAAAGCCUUAUCGAGCAAAGAUAGAGUUCCUGAAGAGAAUCCAACAGCAAAUCAUUGACCAGAGAGAUGAAAUAGAGAAGCCGUUUCCAAUUGAAGAAAUGCAGUUCAUAGUCAACGGUGAGGAAAAAGCCUGA